AAUGCCGAAGAAAUAAGCGAAGGACCAGAACUAACUGCAAGCAAUGAAUCUGUUGCAGAAGAUUCAAAUGAUAAGUCUAAAGCAACAGACAAGAAUGAGAAUGUGAGAAUAAAAAUAAAGAUACAAAUGCAAGAGAAAAGAUGGACAGCAAAAACAGUAGUGGAACUGAAAUUACCAUUCCUGAGCAAUCAGGAAUGGUAUUUGGUUCUGGAAGAUCAUUUGGCAUGAAUGAGAUGGGAGGAAACUAUGAAGUGAAAACACCAUAUAGAAUUAACCUGUUUACAUUAAGCAACAAACCAAGCACAGGUGACGGUUUGGAUGACAAACAAGUCAGAGAAGAUGAUAAUGUAAACAAUAAUGAGGCAUUGUCACCUCCAGAUAAUGACAUGGCUGCUGAAGAUAUGUUAAUUUACUCAAAUGACUUUACAGAGAGUAAUGGACAAACAGAUAAGGAAGGAACUGACGUUGAUAAACCUGCAGGGAUGGAAACAAGAAGUAAAGCAAAGGCAAAAGUUGCUGAAGAGAAUAAAGCAAAUAAGCAGCAGUCCAAGAAGCCAUCAAAAACAGAGGAUAAACAACUUAAAGCUGCUGAACGGAAAUUUAAUGAGAAGUGUAUAAAAAUUCAGUUUCAUGUUUUGACAAGUGAAGAGUUCAGGUUUGAACCUUCAAAAGACAAAUGUAUAUUGGUAAUGGGCAACAAGGAAAUGGGAGGCUGGAAAAAAAAGGAUCGCUUAAUGAAAGAAAAAAGGAAAAUUGAGGGAUUUAUCUAUGAGAUGGUCUAUGAAGAAAUGAUUCCAACACGCCUUGUAGCAGGAGGCUCUUCAAUACCGUACAAAUACGUAAUAAUCAAACAAGAUAAACCAGAGAAGGAAUACUGGGAUCAUUAUAUGAAAAAUUACAAAACAGGAGAAGGCUAUGACAGGGAUCUUACAGUGUCUUUGAAGUUGAAAAGCAUAGAUGUCUGGCACCAGUUUGACUGUUUUAUGGAGCAUGAACCACGGUCACUCAAGGACAAAUUCUUUGAUUACUUUCUUUGGAAGAAAGACCUUAUCAAGCACGCAGAGAAAGCAGCACAUGCAUUCUGUCCUGACCUGACAGAAAAUGAAAAAAGCCAACUUUCAAUUGACGAUAUUGUUCUUCAACUUAAGAUGCUAUCAGAGAGCAUGAAGAAAAUAUAUUAUUUAGAUGGAAAGUGCUGGAGUGACAUGAAAGAAUUUCUAAAAAAUAUGGGAAGCUAUAUUACAGCAGCUUUUAUGAAACAAUGUAACCUCGAAGAGCUACAAACCUCAGAUAUAAGAGAGAAAAGGGAGCGAGCCACAGUGUCUGCCUUGUAUUUCUUGUAUGUUAUAAAAACUUUGGACCUGGGUAUGCCUGACAAAAAAGGUGUGCGUACUCUUUCAAAGGCACUGUUAGUUUCAGUGGAUACAGAGAAAAAAGAAUGCCCAGAUCUUCAGUUAGUUGAUAGACAUUUCACUGGCAAAAGAGAGGCAUUAUUGGAAGCAAUGACAUCAUUUGUGAGGAAAAUUGCUGGGGCGUCAAAAGAUCCGUGCUGGCUGUCUGUGAUGCCAUGGGUUCAUUUCUUGUCUGGACAGUGUGUGCCAUUUGAAAUUCCUCCUGUAGAUGUAAAACAUGACGAGUACAAACCAGUGUGGUGGGGUGUGGCAGAAAUAGAGAGGGAUUUAGAUUAUUUCAAAGGGAAAUCAGAGAAAUGGUCAAUGUAAGAUAAUUAUUUUAUUACUCAAAAUAAAACCAACUAUCUCGUACAGUACUCUUUUUAUUAACAUCAAUAUAUACUGAUACUUAUAAUAAAAGUUUAACAUUCAUAUAUAAUCAUGUAAUCAACUUGGAUUAAAGUCUGUUAAUAAUAAUGGAAGUUGAUCGGCCGCUCGUGACUCAACAAGGGUCUCACCGUGUAGAGUCUAAGUGCGAUAAAAUUUCCAUCGACCGAGAGGAGAACAGACGCACCAACCCAAGGCUUGCAAACAUCACUAACUGUAACCACGCAACCACACAAUCCAUCGAAUCUCGAAUUGUGAAUCCAACCCAGCCCGGGUCUCACCGGAAUGUGGGUCAAAUGCACAACCCGAGCCAAUGUAGAGCGAGGCAAUGCAAUACAACAGCACGCAUGGUAAGACAACGCAAGACACUUUGUACACUUUGUACUUUUGCAACGGGUGUCACUCAAACGCAAAUAUGCAACAAUGUCCAUUGAACCUCGAGCCACAUAUUCCACUCAUUUGGGGUAUCACCGUAUAAUGAGCGAAAUCGCAACACGAGUCAAUGUAAGGCAAGGCAAGGCAAGGCAAAUUGCCACCCCUGAAAGCCAGGCCAAACAACGCAGCACACGCAAUACUAGGUAGGAAUCGCCAAGUACUAGGGCAAAACCUUUUACUAACCAGUUAACACAAACUGGUAAACAUGUGACACCCAAGAUACAUAACUUGAACGCAAACACACAGACACCGCAUCCGUUCACCCCACGGCCGACAGAA
This is a messenger RNA of Mercenaria mercenaria, 2492 nucleotides long. RefSeq lists its product as uncharacterized. The transcript has 7 exons. The record is from RefSeq and is a predicted model, not a curated record. Gene Ontology annotation, molecular function: ubiquitin-protein transferase activity; ATP hydrolysis activity. The coding region runs from base 141 to 1721 and encodes 526 amino acids. Lineage: Eukaryota; Metazoa; Mollusca; Bivalvia; Venerida; Veneridae.